AUGAGUAGACCAAAAACAAUCGAUUCAUUCUUUAAGAAAAAAUAUGAGAGUCAUUCAGAUGUUAAUAGUGAUACACCUUUAAAUAGACCGUUAGCAACGGAUCUUAAUGCUCCAGUGACUGAUGAACGGCCUUCCAAAUGUCCAAGAAUCCUUCCUGAAGAAAUUGAUGCCACCUCUUUGCAACGUUAUCCAGGAAAACGUCCGCAAAUAUGGGAAUUUCCUGUAAACUUACAAGAUGAAAUGCGACGUGCUUAUCUUAGAGCUGGCCCAUGUCAACCUAUUCUUAAACCUACAGAAUAUCCAGUUUCAGGACCGGAGAAUCAUCGUCGUCGAUUUCAAGCUUCUUGGUUUCAGACAUACUUAACUUUGUUGGAAUAUUUGGAAUCGAAGGAUGCUAUCUUUUGUCAUCCAUGUUACAUUUUUGCUAAGAAAUCAACAGGCCGUCCAAGAUCAGAUGCAUUUACAGUUAAAGGUUUUAAGAAUUGGAAAAAGGUGAAUGAUGGAAUGAAUUGUCCUUUAAUGGGGCAUGUGGGGACAGAUCCAAAUUCACCACAUAAAAUUGCUGUGAAAUGUUGUGAAGAUCUGAAGAAUUAUUCACGGCAUAUUGGCAAGUUGAUUGAAAAACAGUCAUCACAAGAAAUAGAGAAUAAUCGAUUGCGGCUUAAAACCUCAAUAGAUAGUGUUCGAUGGCUAGCAUUUCAAGCAUGUGCAUUCAGAGGUCAUGAUGAAAGCUUCGACUCAAAAAAUAAAGGUAACUUCAUUGAAUUGAUAAAGUUUUUAGCAACUUUUAAUGAUAAAGUUGAUGGAGUUGUGUUAACAAAUGCUCCACGGAAUGCCAAAUAUACAUCACCCCAAAUUCAAAAAGAAAUUUUGCAUAUCUUUGCAACUAAAGUACGAGAUGUGAUUCGCAAAGAAAUUGGAGAUGCUAAAUUUUGCAUUCUUGUUGAUGAAGUUCGAGAUGAGUCAAAAAGGGAGCAAAUGGCAAUCAUUUUGAGAUUUGUUGAUAAAGAUGCAUCUAGAGAAGCAAAAUCUGUUCAUCAAUUCUUUGAGAAUUUGAAUUUUAUUAUCAACAUUGUUGUUGGUUCUUCAAAAUGCAAUGAUGAAUUGCAAUCUGCUCAAGUUGCUGAGAUUGAAAGUAUGAUUGCUUCUAAUGAAAUUGAGACUGGAAGGGGGGCCAACCAAAUUGGUACUUUGCAACGACCUGGAGAUACUCGAUAG
This is a messenger RNA of Alnus glutinosa, 1218 nucleotides long. RefSeq lists its product as uncharacterized. The record is from RefSeq and is a predicted model, not a curated record. The transcript is spliced from 2 exons. The coding region runs from base 1 to 1218 and encodes 405 amino acids. Lineage: Eukaryota; Viridiplantae; Streptophyta; Magnoliopsida; Fagales; Betulaceae.